Molecule: messenger RNA, 2522 nt
Organism: Girardinichthys multiradiatus
Lineage: Eukaryota; Metazoa; Chordata; Actinopteri; Cyprinodontiformes; Goodeidae
Product: cortexin-1-like
Exons: 2
Coding region: 674-946 (90 amino acids)
Source: RefSeq, a predicted model, not a curated record
GGAGGACUCCCAGAGCUGUCUGUGGUGCUGAAACCUGCUGCAGGAUCAUCACUGACUGUUUCAAGAUCAGUGAAUCCUCAAAGAGAUGUUCUUGCUACCUCAGGAUGAAAUACACAAUUUAAAAACAAGUUUUCAACAAAUCAACAACGCAAUGAAGAACGAAUGAAACCUUUAGGUAAUUUAAAUCCAACAAAAGACACUGCAGGCCCUGUGAUUGAUCUGAGGAGUAACUGAGAUUUAUACGUCACUAUGUAAUCUCAAUAAUGGUGUUUAUAGGGCUUUUCUUCGAUAAUGUUUAAUGAACUGGCUUUGUUAUGUUUCCAGCAGUAAUUUCAAGUAUUGAUAUUUAGUUCUCUUCUGAGUGAUUAUGUGCAGGAGAAGCACCCGACACCAGCCAAUUAGACGUGAUUAAACCUCGCUGAACAUGCCUCUGCUUGCUUAUUGGUUUACCUGAGGGCUUCUUAAUUAGCACCAGUGAUCCGUACCCUGUUAUUUCUGCUUGUCCCCUGGCUAAAGGGAAACACCACACUCCAGUGUAAUCAGCUGCUGCCAGAUUUAAUGCUUUGAGAUCAGAAAUCAGACUCAGAGACAAAGAUGAGCAAGCAGUGACCCUCCUAGCUUCUGACUGCACAACAAAAGUUCCACAAUAAGCAAUUUGUUAAAUACAUCCAGGAUGAGCGACGCACCCUACUGGGUUGUGGACUAUGAUUUCUCCUCCCCCUCUCCGCCCGGGUUCCCUAGAGGGUCGAUGGGGAUGCAGCCCCCAGCAGGACACCCUGAACAAGGUUCGGCCCUGUGCUUUGUGGGCCUCCUGGUUCUGCUGCUGCUUUUCCUGGUGGUACGCUGUGUGCGUAUCUUACUAGAUCCUUACAGCAGCAUGCCUUCAUCAACAUGGACAGACCACAAAGGACUAGACAGAGGACAGUUCGACUAUGCAAUGGUGUAAAAAGAAAGGGCGACUAAAAGAAAUGAAGGAUGAGAUAUAAAGUAGGUACUCAAAUGUUGUUUGGGUUUCUUGCAAACUAUGUCAAUGUUGGCACUCAACUGAUGAUUGGUUAACAUAAAUUCUUAGUGUAGAUACAGCAUCUUGCAAAGGCAUUAGCACCCCCUUUUUUAAGUUAUUUUUCCAGCUCUGGUGGCCUUUAUUAUUAUAGAGUAUUUUUAGACAAUGAGUAGACAUGAAAUGAUGUGGAAAGAGUGGGGUAAGGGAGUGCAGAAAGCGUCAACGGGCCGGGAUUCGGUCCCGCGACAGCAUGCAUUGGGGACUGAUGCCUCCAUACAUGGGUGGGGCACUUAACCCCCAUGCCACCAGCGCCACACCUGCUAGCACCCCUUGAACACAUUUUGCCACUGGUUCUCAACUGUACUUUGACUGGGCCAUUCUAACACAUGAAUAUACCUUGAUUCAAAUCAUCCUUUUGUUGCUCUGGUUGUACGUUUAAUGUUAUUUAGUUGGUUGUGAGUUGUAUGUUUAGUGUAUUUAGACCCAUCCAAAAAAAAAAAUUAUUUCAGUCUUAUGCGACAUUUACUAAUCAGGUGUGUAUAUUUCAUAUAUGAUAUGAGAGGGAACGGGGUUAAAAACAAAUGCACAUCACACUCUUCUGAUAUUUCUAUGGGAAAAAGGGGAAAGCCAUGCCUUUUUUUCCCUUCACAAUGAUGCAUUUCUUUGUGUUAGUCUGUCAUAUAUAAUCUCAUAAUGUGAAGAAGGGGUACGAACACUUUUGUAAGACACUAAUUUAUAAAAGCAGGGAAUGCAGAAACAACAACAGCAGUAAAUCCAUCUGAAUCUGCAGUAAAUAUUUGUGUUCUCAAUGUGGGGUUUUGAUGCUUCAGUGACAAACAGAACCAGUAGAAAAAGAUCUGUAUCACUAUAUUACAUUGUGACUGUUCUUUUUCAUGUCAUUUUCUAAUUCUAUAAUGCUUUACAAAUCCCAGAGCUGAAACAUAAAUAGAUAUCCUGAUUGAAUAAAAGCUAAGGUAAAUGAGUUUAGGGUAGACAUGGAGGGAAUUCAGACUCAACUAAUACACACUGUUAUCCCUCCUCUAGAGGCCUAAACUUUAAAUGCGGUCUUUGCUGUUGUAAAGUAUGAAAGUUUUGCAUUUAUUUCCCAGGCUGUUGUUACAUUUUAUUUUUAAUAAAAAUGUAUUGUCAUUGUAAGUCCUGCUGGAUUUUGCUUGGCCUACAUACCACCUCUUGGAUCCUCAUGGAAAAUGAUUUCAUCAAUGAUGUCUCUUGAAAUUAAACUAUUUGUACUGUUUCUUUUGUAAUUUAAUUUGUUUUUGUCAUAAUGAUAGAACAAAUUUGAGCUUAUGAGGCAUAACAUUUACAGUAGCAUACUUUGUUGUAGGGUUUUUUCUUCUUUAAGAGGCUUAUAAGGCUCAAUGUGCAGGGUCACAGUGCUGACUGAUGACCAGCCGCAUUAAGUUAUGAUUAUGAAAUACAUGUACGCUGCUACCCUCCCCCUAAUCGGUUUUACCUCCGUCCAUUGCACUACCAAAAAUCUAACUAGCACUACCAUUGG